Molecule: messenger RNA, 4197 nt
Organism: Rodentolepis nana
Lineage: Eukaryota; Metazoa; Platyhelminthes; Cestoda; Cyclophyllidea; Hymenolepididae
Source: the annotation of a GenBank genome assembly
AUGCUCUCACGUCACAAAAAUCGUAUUCACCUUCCGGUAAAUAUAUCAGGCGGGUAUCUCUCUGACCUCAAUGAGGAACAGUUUAUCUCUGAGCUUGCCAAACUUAGAGGUAUUCCUGUACAUUUAUUCAAUUCCCAUCCUCGACUAAAUGGUCGCCCUAUUAGCCUCUUAAAACUCUACAAUGCUGUCGCACUUCGAGGCGGUUCAAAAAAGGUGACUUCCCUGUCCCUUUGGGAUGAGGUAGCUGAUGCAAUUUCCCUCCAGUCUGACUGCAUUAACAUUGGUCAAGCUGCGAAAAAUGUCUUUCAAAAUUACCUUGAAAUCUACGAACGUGUUCAACGCAGUGUUGACGGUCAACCCGGUGGCGAUAUCCUGGAAAUGGAUUCCACUGAUCCUAGUUUAAGUCUCCAACUUGUAGAAAAUCAUCUACGACAUCGAUGGAACUUGAGUGUUGAUCUCAUUGAAUCUGUGGAAUAUAGAGCCCUUCUUUUGGCACUGGAAUCUGGUCUCCCGAAUGAAUUGGACUAUGCAAUCAAUACCGUCCUUCUUAUGUCCUCUCAACAAAAUGGAUUUGAGUUAUCUCGGUGUCCCCAAAUUUUGCCUUUAAUGCUCUCAACUGUUGGAAUCUAUUCGACCGGUCCAUGUUCUUAUGAUCUCCUUAAAAACGCUUGGCGGUCACAAUGUAAUAGAGAUUUUCACAAGUUCUGGCAUAGUGUUGUUCCGAGUGAAUAUGGUCGACAAUUUCUCAAUCCCAACGUGUUUUCACACAAACAUCUGCCUAAAUCUCUAGACGACAGUCUGCCAGAACCCGUUACUUGCCUCACCUUUCGUGAUACCAUGACUUAUCAUGAUGUAGAGGGCUUCCGUGUUCAAUUAGUUGCCAUGGUGCUUAGGAACUUGGUGGUAACCCCUUCAGCAAAUGCAAUGAAUCUGAGUCAAGAACCGGAUGCUCUUCGAUUUGCCUGUUUAUGCAUUUAUUCUACUCACACGGCCCUUCGCCAACUUGGUCUUGAUAUUCUUGCUUACCUGCAUUUCCCUGUAAUUGGUCCCCUUGGUGACGUCCUUGUCAACCUCAUUCCUGUCCUUUUGGCUUCUCAAGAUCGUGUAGAUGUCACAAGAGGACUCACGAUACUCCGGCAUCUCUGCGAAUCUCCCAUCCAAUCUCAUCAGGGUCUACCUGGAAGUCCUCAUACCUAUUUGAUUGAAACAUCUUCCAGAAAUCUCGAUUUCCUCACUCGAUCUCUCAUAUUACCACCUCAGAAGCGGGAAGUGAUUGGAUUAGUCCUACAGCUGACCUGUGUUCGUGACCUUCACAUACUCGUAUUGGCUCUAGAUGCUGUGUUUGCCCUAUCAACUCAAGGUUCCGCUUUUUGCGAUGCCCUCAUUUUGGCUUGUGAAUCAGAGUACGAGGAUGAAGAGGAUAAUUGCCUUAGGAAUGGUCCCCAUCAUCUCAUUGGCUCUCUUGUCGCCUUCCUUACCUUCGAAGCGCAGUCUUUUGGAUCAGAAGGACUUAUUCGGAUUGGGGUCGUGCAGGUUCCUGAAAAUACACCUUCGACAGUCGUGAAUACCACGACAACAAAUACCUCGCCAUCCGGUGUAACAGCUUCUCGGCGUAUCUUAGAGAAACCCAUCGCCAUAGCAAUUCAGCCUCCAGCUCAAUCAUCUCAGCAGCAAACUCAACAAACGAAAAAGGAUCUCCAAUCCGCAGCUGUUGCUUCGAAUCUCAUGUUGUGUCCUCCUCCUCAACCCCACGCUGGUUGUUAUGCUGUCCCCGUGCCGGUUACAGUUGUUUCUGCUCUUCCAGCACCUAAUAAACCGGUUAUGAUUGCAACCUCUGGAAGCAGCCUUCCAAUUUCCUCUUGGACUGUGUCAUCGAUAACGACACCUGCAACUUCGACGGUGGUUAAAACACAGGAGGCCCUUGUAACUGCAGCCAUCUCAAAAACCAGGACUACCACUGUAACUGUUCCAAAAACCUCAGUUGAGUUAGCAGUUUCUCUGAACCAGCCUCAAAUCCAACAGCCUUCAGCCCCCAUGGUUCUAACUCCCGUUGCGCCUCCGCCUCCAAUUUUACCUGUAGUUGUAGCUGCUGCUCCAACGAAGCCUUUUGUAGUUACAGCCCAACCCACUGUAGCUCCGUCUCCAAUAGUAACCAACGGAAAGCAGACAUCUAUCCAACAGACAACUCUUUCUAUAGAACGGAAGACCAGUACUACUUCACUUCGACAGAACCUUCAGUCUCCUCCCAGUGCGACAAACUCCGCGGCCUCUUCUCUGAUCAACACUCUGCCUAAACCCUACCCGGAUGCACCGACAGAUAAGAGGGAAUUCGCCACUUUCUGGUUGAAUAAGAACUACGAGGUGCACCCACAAUCGAGUUUUCCUCGGGUUCUAAUCUAUGCUGAGUAUCAGAAGGCUCAUCAGGUUCAGUUUGGAACGGCUUCGGGAGCGGCGUUAUCUGCCGGAGAUUUUCAUGCAAUGAUUAAAACCGUCUUCCCAUCUGUCGACCAGGUGAAGGUUCUUGUUCCCAAUGGAAACGUGGAGAUCCACUACAACAAACUCAAACACGUCGACGCUCCGGAACCCGUUGAUCAAGCCCUUGGUGUACAACACAUGUUAGGAACUUGUCUAGCCAAUCAAAACUCCGAUGGUAAGGGACUAAAAUCUCCCAUUGGAACACCGGUACCUCCUUCGACUGCUGCUGCAACAACCCCAAAAGCUAACCGCAAACGAAGUGCCGUCAAUUUAAUAGAGACGCCCUCCACAAUCGCCUCAUCGGAAGCUGUGGUACCACCGGGACCGAAACAAGUACGUCUGUUUGAGGAAGCAAUCAAGACUGAUGGUGAAAGUGGAGGAGGAGGAGGAGGGGUAUUGGGAAACACCCCCAUCAAUCCUACCGGCGGUGUCGCAAGUCUUGUCAAUGGAACCACUUCCGUUACGCCUACACCGCAACCUAUCAAACUUCUAGCCACUGCCACGAAUCCGCCUACAAUCGUUGAUAAUUUGAUUCCCGUGUCUAGUAAUGGACCUAUUGAACUUGCCACAAACUCGUUCUCACAUGUUUCUCUCCUUUGCAGUGGAUCCAUUCAAAUUCAACAACCAGUAAUCACAGCCUCCGCUAUCGCAUUUCCCAUUAUGGAUGGGAAAAGAAUGCUGAAUGGCUUCACCACCAACACGGCCCAGCCCACCGGGUCUGCUCCCACUCUAAUCGAUACCUCUCAAGGGGUUUUACAAUUCCGCACUCUCCUCCCCACUUCCCAAAAUCCGACUCAGGAUCCUAAUAGAAUCACGUCUCCUUGUCGGCCAUCUCUUGUCAUGCAGUCAGCUGCUGCUCCAGGAACAGUUAUUAGCAAUAACUCUGAAAUUGCUGCUCCGCAGACACUAACUUGUCUUGGAACCUUCAUGGCUUCGACAUCCACAGCAAGUGGUUGUACUCCUACUGGUGCUCCGCAACAAGUUUUUCUCUACUCCCUCGCUCCCAAUGCUCAAUUAUCGAUUGCGCCGACGCCUGCUGCGACCAUCAUGCCCCAGCAGCAACAGCCCCAGCUGAUUUCUACAAUUCCUCAACAACAGGCCACUACGACCCAACAAUCGAUUCGGCAGACAACUUCCGCGGCGUUUGUUUGCAUGUGGGGAGGGGAUUGUAGGAGGUCUUUUCCCUCAGGUGAUCGGCUCUUUGCACAUAUCUACUCGAGUCAUUUUGGAUUGUUGAAAGCCCAACAGGAUCUUACAUGUCCCUGGUCAGGCUGCAAGCAAUCAACCAUUCGACGAGGUUCUUUGUCUUUAUUGGAGCAUCUUCGUGAGAACCAUUGCAACCUGUCUCAAGUAACCUCUGAUGGGGAGGCGUCUUUAACAUCCCUGACCACCACCACCACCAAAUCCUCUGUUAACACUUCUCGGGUAGCAGUGGUCGAACGUGAGUUUCGCCAGACCCUUCAGGCCGAUUUUCUUCCUUGCAUUGCAGAAAAAUCCAAGGAGGGACCUGUUACUAAACACAUUCGUCUUACAACUGCUCUGAUUCUGCAAAACCUUGUCACUUAUUCAUCUCUGGCUAGAAAGCGAUUGGUACCCUUUGAGCCGUUACUUGUCGACCUAGCCUUAUCUGGAGGCGAAGCGUCGAAUGUUCUCAUGAAAUGCCUCUCCAUCAUGGCAACAGAUGCCUCUGGGGCAGAGGAAAAUUCUCGGAACUUUAGGUAG